CUCGUCAUUUUGGUACAACUGCUUCUACCGAUUUCCCCUGUUUCUCCGGAGGAGAUCCUCUGGCACUGGCAAUGGCCCCCAGUCUGGCUGCCGUCGCCGCUCCUCCGCCGCCGCAUCAGGCCAAGGGAGACUAUUUCAAGGAGAUGGAAGAGGCGUUCAGGAGGAGAUAUGAAGAGAUGGAGAGGGAACUGAAGAACAGCCUGAAGAGGGAGGCGAAGAUGAGGGAGGAGCUGCUGAGAACGUCAGAGAGACUCAGAUCCGUGGAAGAGGCGGAGGAGAGGCUCUGCUUCCAGCUGGGAGAGCUCGAAGCUGAGGCCCUCGACCAAGCUCGCGCCUACCAAGCCCAGAUCAUGUCUCUCAUGGACCAGCUCUCCCACGCUCAGAAGCUCCUUCAGGCUACAAACAAAAACAAAGCUCGGGCCUAAUGCCAAUUACGAAAAGAAAGAGGCGUGUUUGCAUAUAAUCUGCCCUGUGUUUUCUUUCUUUCUUUCUUUUUCUUUUUUUUUUUUUUAACUGAACUCUUCAUUUCUAUGAAAACAAAACCAGAAAUCAGAUUUCCUUCUGUAUUAA
Messenger RNA from Nelumbo nucifera (sacred lotus), 570 nucleotides. RefSeq names its product protein RESPONSE TO LOW SULFUR 3-like. Gene Ontology annotation, biological process: cellular oxidant detoxification. The record is from RefSeq and is a predicted model, not a curated record. Lineage: Eukaryota; Viridiplantae; Streptophyta; Magnoliopsida; Proteales; Nelumbonaceae.